GCUGGUCCCAAUGUCAGUGAAACCCAGCUGGGGGCCCGGCCCCUCGGAGGGGGUCACCGCAGUGCCCGCCAGUGACCUUGGAGAUAUCCACAACUGGACCGAGCUGCUCGACCUCUUCAACCACACUUUGUCUGAGUGCCACGUGGAGCUCAGCGAGAGCACCAAGCGCGUGAUCCUCUUUGCCCUCUACCUGGCCAUGUUUGUGGUUGGGCUGGUGGAGAACCUCCUGGUGAUAUGCGUCAACUGGCGCGGCUCAGGCCGGGCGGGGCUGCUGAACCUCUACAUCCUCAACAUGGCCAUCGCGGACCUGGGCAUUGUCCUGUCUCUGCCCGUGUGGAUGCUGGAAGUCACGCUGGACUACACCUGGCUCUGGGGCAGCUUCUCCUGCCGCUUCACUCACUACUUCUACUUUGUCAACAUGUACAGCAGCAUCUUCUUCCUGGUGUGCCUCAGCGUUGACCGCUAUGUCACCCUCACCAGUGCCUCCCCCUCCUGGCAGCGUUACCAGCACCGAGUGCGGCGGGCCAUGUGUGCGGGCAUCUGGGUCCUCUCGGCCAUCAUCCCGCUGCCUGAGGUGGUCCACAUCCAGCUGGUGGAGGGCCCUGAGCCCAUGUGCCUCUUCAUGGCACCUUUUGAAACGUACAGUACCUGGGCCCUGGCGGUGGCCCUGUCCACCACCAUCCUGGGCUUCCUGCUGCCCUUCCCUCUUAUUGCAGUCUUCAACGUGCUGACGGUCUGCCGGCUGCGGCAGCCAGAACAACCCAAGAGCCGGCGCCACUGCCUGCUGAUGUGUGCCUAUGUGGUCGUCUUUGUCAUUUGCUGGUUGCCCUAUCAUGUGACCCUGCUGCUGCUCACACUGCAUGGGACCCACAUUUCCCUCCACUGCCACCUGGUCCACCUGCUCUACUUCUUCUAUGAUGUCAUCGACUGCUUCUCCAUGCUGCACUGUGUCAUCAACCCCAUCCUUUACAACUUUCUCAGCCCACACUUCCGGGGCCGGCUCCUGAACGCUGUAGUCCAUUACCUUCCUAAGGACCAGACCAGGGCAGGCGCACACUCCUCCUCUUCCUCCUGUUCCACCCAGCAUUCCAUCAUCAUCACCAAGGGGGACAGCCAGCCCGCUGCAGUAGCCCCCGACCCCGAGCCAAGCCUGAGCUUUCAGGCAUCCCCUUUGCUUCCAAAUACUUCCCCCUCCUCUCCCCCUCAGCCUCUUACAUCCAGCUGAGGUAAAGGCCAGGCUCCUCCAACAGUGAAGGAAAAGGCACAGGUAAGAGUAUAGGUGGGAGAUUUGGGGGAUGUAGAGGGGAGGGUCAAAUUUGUGUCUAUCUUAAAAUACUGAGGUAUGGAGAGGGAGACAGGGUCGGGAGGGAUAGAGAGCAGGCCCUCAGUGUUGUACUAUUUGUCUCGGUCCUUGUGUCUAAGGAGCCAUGCAGAAAAAAAGGUGAAAUAAAUGGGAGAGAUAGUCAUGGA
This is a messenger RNA of Piliocolobus tephrosceles (Ugandan red Colobus), 1470 nucleotides long. RefSeq names its product atypical chemokine receptor 5 (gene ACKR5). Gene Ontology annotation, biological process: G protein-coupled receptor signaling pathway. The record is from RefSeq and is a predicted model, not a curated record. Gene Ontology annotation, cellular component: membrane. Bases 11 to 1225 code for a protein of 404 amino acids. NCBI's taxonomy places the organism in Eukaryota, Metazoa, Chordata, Mammalia, Primates, Cercopithecidae. Gene Ontology annotation, molecular function: G protein-coupled receptor activity. The transcript has a single exon.